CGAACAGCAUUUUAAUUCAUGGCGAAAGUGUCAAGUUAUUGUUCUGGUUAUCAGUCUAUCCACAUCGUGAUAUCAUCCUAAAUGUUUUUGCAGUAUUGAUCCAAGAAUCAAUCUAGAAUUUACCUUUUGCUGCAUUCGUCUAUGAUAGUAUCAGAAAAUGCAUAUUGACUGGCCGAUUUGAGCAGAGGAUGCACUCGUUGUAAACGCGUUUGAAAGGGUGAACAAAUAUGGCUGCUCUUCGCAGGACGCUGCUGCUCUGCAGACAUCGCCCGAGUGGGUGCCUAGCCACGAGAGGUUUUACUGAUUAUGUAGUAACGGACUCCUCACUCAUGGAAGUGCUGAAGAAAGGUGAGCACAAGGAGGUGCCCAAGCAGGAGCUCUGGAAGGAGCUGUCGCCGAUCACGACAUCGCUGGGCGUCGACGGCAUUCUGUCGUUGCCCGUGGAGCCCCUGGGGCAGCUGCUGUCCUUCGCUGAGCUAAACAAAGACUGCCGAGGAGCCAUGAGACAGCUGAUUGCUCGGCCAGAGUGUUGGGUGGCUGAUGAGAACCUGGAAGGUGCCAUCCGUCUCUUUAGCACCCUGUACCAGGCUGGGUACAUGGAGGACAGUAUUGUGGAGCAUUUUGCCGAGCGGCUCAUGAAUGAGCAUAGCUCCCUGGAUGUCAACGUAAUAGGCUACUACUCCAGAAUGUUGUAUGAUGGACGCGUGGAUAGGGUGCUCUUUAACCCCUGGCCAUGGAUCUUUGAGUGCCUGAAGACGAACGAUUUAGGGCGCAGCUUCGUUUCAUUGUUCUCAUACACCUUAGUGUCUAAACAGUUUACACGUGAACUUGCAGAGCGUUUAGUAUGUGAGCUGCAACCGGAGAACAUGCCUGCCGAUAUGCUUCCUCUGUUCCUUCACCAAUUCAGCCAGCUCGCCAGGUUCGGAGGCUACUGGCGCUUGCUCGAGCCGAUGCUGGAGAAAGCGUUUCCGAUCGUGGAGCAGUGUGUGACGACACAGACUCUGCACAGCAACGACUGUGCCUGGCUAAUCCAGUCACUCUGUAAUACUCGGCCGCCCGUAAAGUGGCUGGACACUCUCAUGCCGUACAUCCUCGGCAACAUUUCGGAGCUCAACGCAAGCUCCGCGUGCUCCGUUAUCUAUACACUUGGGAAGGGUAUAGGCAAGGACGACGCCGACAGGCAUUACAUAUCGUACGCACGGAGGCUGCUGGACGCCUACUCUACGAUCGACGUGACCGGCAAGUUCUCCGCCGCCGACAUGAGUUUCUUCUGCAACGGCCUGAGCAUGCUACAGGUGCGGCAUGCACCCUGGCUGCACGAAAUGGCCACCAAGCUGAUCGAGAACAAGAAGACCCUGUGCAGAAUGUCUGGUGUGGAGCUGUGCCAUGUGCUGGAGGGUAUGACGUCAGUGAACUUCCGGCACACGGGUCUGUUGGACACAACUGCAGAACUGCUCCAGUCCAAGGAGAUAGAAUUCGACUCCUGGCGCUUUGCGGACUGCCUGGGAGUUGCCUGUGCCUUGCUGCAUUCCAAGACCUGGUCUGGUCGACUGCUGGAGCGUGUUUUCUCGGCAUCAGACGAGGAUAUCUGGCGGCUGUCUCGGUACAGCUUCACCAACCUUGUGCUGCUCUGCUCACUGGUCAGCGCAAGGCAGGAUAUCAAAGUAACGGGCCUGAAUGAAAUGAUGAAGGGACCGAUCGACGCUCGCUCCAAGAAAGAUUUCGUCCGAUCCCAGGGACAAGUGAGAAACCGCAAGAGAGAGGACCGGCUGCUCAACUUGGUGGAGUCACUGCUGCCGCAUCACUCGUUCUUGGCUCGCUUCACUCGUGUCUCUGGUCAGAUUCCCGUCCACGGUGCUCUGCUGAUCGAUGAGAAUCAGUGGCCAGUGAGCUGGAACGAUGCGCCGCUGCAGCCCACUGCCGUCUCACCUACCAGCCUCGUCUCGUUCCACCACAAGGCCAUUGCCAUUGUGCUGCUGAACAGCUGUGACACGUUGGGCGAUGCGCUAGCCACGCCGUGCGGCAGCGUCCUGCUCAAGAUUGCCGCGCUGAAGGCGGCCGGCUGGUGGGUGAUCACUCUGCCCAUCGAAGGCCUUGACGUGGCACACGGCUCCAGCACCAUCUUCCGCGUGCGAGAAGAGCUGACGCAGGCCGGUAUGCAGCUACCUACACAGCAGAACUUCUCCUUACCUGCAAAGAGCCUGGACGAGAAUGCUGCUGACAAGAAACCUGCAGCUAGUGGGGUCAGCAAUCAGGAGCAGAUGGUCGCGAAUGAGGCCAGCAUGGGUCAGGAACGUAUAAAGAUAGCGCCAGAAAGAACUAACGUCAGCCGUUUCAAGUAAUUACAAGUAGUUGCGGCUGGUAAGUGGCAGCUCUAUCGCUGCCGCUGUUGUUGUUGUUGUUGUUGUUGUUGUUGUUGUAGUUGUUGUAGUCGUCAUCGUCGUUGCGCUAGAGGGUGCUGGCACACCCUAGCACGAAGACAGAUAGAAUAGCAGAAUAGCAGUCUACUAGUACAUGAUGUUGACUGGCAGCGUGUGCAGGGACUACAGUUGUAGUUAUCUGUACAUGUGUAGACCUUUUCUAAGACUUGAUCACUUCUCCCUGGAGGAUGAAGUUACACUGAUACAUUAGCUGUACAUCUCCAAUCUAGCAAUGGACAGCACAGUUCAUGAAUAACCAGCUCCAUGCGAUGAAUUACAGGUCUACUCUCCA
Messenger RNA from Sycon ciliatum, 2712 nucleotides. RefSeq lists its product as uncharacterized. Lineage: Eukaryota; Metazoa; Porifera; Calcarea; Leucosolenida; Sycettidae. The record is from RefSeq and is a predicted model, not a curated record. The coding region runs from base 228 to 2342 and encodes 704 amino acids. The transcript is spliced from 8 exons.